Molecule: messenger RNA, 1218 nt
Organism: Dufourea novaeangliae
Lineage: Eukaryota; Metazoa; Arthropoda; Insecta; Hymenoptera; Halictidae
Product: DNA polymerase beta-like
Exons: 6
Coding region: 118-1146 (342 amino acids)
Biological process (GO): double-strand break repair via nonhomologous end joining
Cellular component (GO): nucleus
Molecular function (GO): DNA-directed DNA polymerase activity; DNA binding
Source: RefSeq, a predicted model, not a curated record
UAUAUAGCCUGUUAGUGGAGACACGUUUUGCACAAUUUGAGGAAAAUUAACUAACUGGUGAGGAUCAACAAACUGAACCGAAUAGUACGAACGUAUUGUACAAUUGUUUUACGUACAAUGGGGAAACGAAAGGCUAGUGGAAUUGCAGGAAAUCCAAAUCAGGAUUUGUGUGACUUCUUAAUGGGUGUGAACAAAAUUACAGAAUUGGCAGAUUACGAGCGGAACGUCAGUAAGAAUAUUUAUAAGUACAAUGCCUAUCGCAAAGCAGCUAGUUCUCUGAGCGGUUUGUCCCACAGAGUAAUAAAUGGUGACGCAGCAAGAAAAUUGCCAGGAAUUGGAGAGAAAAUUGCGAAAAAGAUCGAUGAAUUUCUUAAUACUGGAAAGUUACAAAAAUUAGAAGACAUUAACAAAGAUGAAACAAAUGUUGCGAUUAAUUUGUUAACACGUGUGUCUGGUAUUGGGCCUGCAAAAGCAAAGGAAUUAGUAGAGGCUGGCAUUAAAACUUUAGACGAUUUAAGGAAGCAACAGGACAAGCUCAAUCGUCAUCAAAAAAUUGGUCUGGAAUACUUUGAAGACUUCAAGGAAAGAAUUCCCAGAGAGGAGAUAGAACAGAUCGAGAAAAUUAUGAAAGACCAUAUCAUGGAGCUAAGCAGCGAGUAUAUCAUAACGAUUUGUGGAAGCUACAGGCGCGGAAAAGAGGAAAGUGGAGACAUUGAUGUUCUACUGACACAUCCGUUGUAUACUUCCAAAGAAAAAGAGUCUAAGAAAAAAGUUUCAGUCCUAAAGAAUGUUGUGGAAUGUCUGGAGAAGAAAAGAUUGAUUGUCGAUACAAUAUCUCUUGGGCCAACUAAGUUUAUGGGUGUCUGUCAACUUCCAAAUAGCUGCAAGCCAUGCAGGAGGCUUGACAUCAGGCUGGCACCAUACGAUCAGUAUUAUUGUGCUGCUCUUUAUUUCACUGGAAGUGACCUCUUCAAUAAAAACAUGAGGGCUCGAGCUUUAGAAAAGAAAUAUACUUUGAAUGAAUAUACAUUGAAACGUCUUACACCUGAAGGAGUGCCAAGAGAGCCAGAAAAAAUAUCAUCCGAAGAGGAUAUUUUUCGAUUUCUGGAAAUGUCAUACAAAGAACCAAAAGAUCGAAAUGCUUAAACGCAAAUCCAUUCUACGCGGAUGUUUGUAUUUUUUAGUAGUUUACGCAUUGCUUCAUUAUUUAUUAAGCAA